AUGGCGGUCUUCAGAGGUAGAGACAGUCACUCAAGAGCUCCCUACUCUAAUGAAAUCACAGAUGUGGCCAGUAUUUGGGCAUUUGUGUAUGGGAGCACACUUUGUGCCCGUUUAAGAGUCCCCCACCAAUGCUUAAGAAGACUGAGAAAGCGGAUACUUGUUGGAUGGAUGGACAGUAAUGGUGGCUUGGAAAAUGGGAAACCUGUUGACUUAGUUUUGAGCUGUGUGGACAACUUUGAAGCUCGAAUGGCAAUUAAUACAGCUUGUAAUGAACUUGGGCAAACAUGGAUGGAAUCUGGGGUCAGUGAAAAUGCAGUCUCAGGGCACAUACAACUCAUCAUUCCUGGAGAAUCUGCUUGUUUUGCGUGUGCUCCUCCACUGGUAGUUGCUGCAAAUAUUGAUGAAAAGACACUAAAGAGAGAAGGUGUCUGUGCAGCUAGUCUUCCCACGACCAUGGGAGUAGUUGCUGGAAUUCUUGUACAAAAUGUGUUAAAGUGA
This is a messenger RNA of Gracilinanus agilis (Agile Gracile Mouse Opossum), 498 nucleotides long. Its product is annotated as ubiquitin-like modifier-activating enzyme 5. Gene Ontology annotation, molecular function: UFM1 activating enzyme activity. Bases 1 to 498 code for a protein of 165 amino acids. The transcript has 5 exons. The record is from RefSeq and is a predicted model, not a curated record. Gene Ontology annotation, biological process: protein ufmylation. NCBI's taxonomy places the organism in Eukaryota, Metazoa, Chordata, Mammalia, Didelphimorphia, Didelphidae. Gene Ontology annotation, cellular component: cytoplasm; cytosol.